This is a messenger RNA of Microthlaspi erraticum, 300 nucleotides long. The record is from the annotation of a GenBank genome assembly. NCBI's taxonomy places the organism in Eukaryota, Viridiplantae, Streptophyta, Magnoliopsida, Brassicales, Brassicaceae.
AUGCAUCUUGUACUUAGGCUCCUCUGUACAAGUGUACUUAGAGGUUCUCUUUGGAGAAGCCAUGUGUGGACACUUCAUUUGAUAUCCCUUGAAACGCUCAUAUGCCUCAGCAAAUGUUUCACCCGGUUGUUGAGUGAAACUCGCAAUCUCAUUCCGCAACUAGCUGUACGUGAAGUCGGGAAGAACUUGGCCAAAAAUGCGUGCUUGCAUUGCUCCCAUGUCGUGACUGUUCCAGGUUGGAUUGAUGAUUCCCAAGCUAGAGCUUUCCUCCCAAGGAAAAUGGGAACAAUCUCAGUUUGA